Molecule: messenger RNA, 2600 nt
Organism: Hordeum vulgare subsp. vulgare (domesticated barley)
Lineage: Eukaryota; Viridiplantae; Streptophyta; Magnoliopsida; Poales; Poaceae
Product: GDSL esterase/lipase At5g45950-like
Exons: 5
Coding region: 423-1952 (509 amino acids)
Molecular function (GO): hydrolase activity, acting on ester bonds
Source: RefSeq, a predicted model, not a curated record
GAAAAUUCUCGUGUGUAUACUCUCCUUGAGUAAACAAAUUCUGCAUGUGUAUUAUUUCUCUUAAACAAAUAAACAGAUAAAACAUAGCUGGUGUUAAGUCUGUAUACUUUAUAACGUCCAUGCAAAGUUAACCAAAGGGCUCAAGAAUUGAACUGGUUUGAAGUCACACAGGUUGAGCAGCACCAAGCUGUCUUGAGAAUCACAAAGUAAUCGUGUCACACAAAGCAGGCUGGAAGUAAACUAGGCUGCUCCUCACCUACACAGCACCAAGCCGUCUUGGAUAGCACGCUCUGCUCAGCUCAGCUGGAGCGGCAGAGGGUUCCAGUCGCAGAACAUAUAUAUCACCGGCAUCCAUGGCUGGGCACACCUGGUACUUGGUAAAGCUGUAGCGCUAGUGCAUACCACCAUCAGGUCCACGACCCAUGAGGAGGCCGGCGGUGGUCGCGGUGGCGCUGCUCCUGCUCAUCGCAUGGCGCCCGUCCGCCGCGAUGGACGAGCAGGACGACGAUCCACCUGCGCAAAGCAUGCCGCCGCCGUCGGACGAGCAGGACGACGACCCACCACCUGUGGAAAGCAUGCCGCCGCCGUCGGACGAGCAGGGGGACAACCCGUCCUGGCCUGGGAUCCCGUUGUUGCCGUCGCCGCCCUCGCCGGAGGAGCCCGGUGCGCCAGGGGUACCCACUCUGCCGGGUGCCAUGCCGCCGCCGCCACCACCGCCGCUGCCGGAACCUGACACACCAGCACCAGCGCCGCCGGCACCAGCACCACCGGCAACUCGCCCGCGGCGUGCGCGGCUGCCGCCGAGGCAGGACGAUCCGCCGGAGCCUGAGCCGCCGGAGCCGCCACACCAUAGGCGGGGGCCGAAGGAGCCGACACCGCCACGGACGGUGGUACCACCACAGGAACCGGGGUGGGCCGCGGUGCCGCUGCCGGUGCCGCCAAUGCCGGCUCCCGGGAGGCCGAUCAACUACAGCACCACCGGCUGGACGACCAUGCUGGUGUUCGGCGACUCGACGGUGGACCCCGGGAACAACAACCGGCUGCAGACGGUGAUGAGGGCCAACUUCCUGCCGUACGGUGCGGGCUUCCUUGGCGGCCGGCCCACCGGCCGGUUCAGCAACGGCAGGCUCAUCACUGACAUACUCGCGGAAAGACUAGGUGUGGCGAGGAGCCUUCCAGGUUUCCGCGAGCCAAGGUUGAGGCCAAGGCAGCUCAGAAGGGGUGUGAGUUUUGCAUCAGCAGGCUCUGGAUAUGAUGAUGCGACUGCCAGGAUAUCGAAUACACUAUCACUUUCCAAUCAAGUCGAGGACCUAUGGCGUUACAGAAGAAACCUCCAAAGAUUAGUGGGACCAAGAAGAGCUGCUCAACUUCUCAGGAGGGCUACAUUCGUCAUAAGUGCUGGAACAACUGAUCUGUUUUCCCACUAUCUUGCCACAAACCGUUCAGGAACAGAUAGUUGGCCACAGUAUGAGAACCUACUAAUAACACGUGUCGCCAAUUAUACCACGGUAAUGAGAGCACUUGGAGGAAGGAGAUUCGUAUUUGUUGGAGUGCCCCCAGUUGGGUGUUUACCACUUGUUAGAACCUUGCUAGGCAUGGGUGCACAAACAUGCCAUGAAGACAUGAACUCCAUGGCAACUUCAUUUAACAGAAGGCUAGCCGAAGUGGUGCACUUUCUGAGGAACCAACGAGAUAUCAGAGCUACUUUCAUUGAUGUUUAUCCAAUCAUAAGCAUGGCGACGAUAGACCCCAAAACCUUUGGGUUGACAGAGACAUCAAGAGGCUGCUGUGGAACAGGGGUUAUUGAAGUUGGGCAAACAUGCAGAGGCCGAUUAACAUGCGCAGAUCCCAGCACGUACAUGUACUGGGAUGCUGUCCACCAAACAGAGAGAAUGAACCAAAUUAUCACAGAUCACGCGAUUAUGAAUUCAAUCGGAGAGAUUUAUGCCUAGAUCAAGAUUGUGAAUUGAAGCCUACAGUCCACAGAGAUUGUAUCUAGUAUUUUAUAUUUUAUUGUAGUGCAUACUCGAUUGCAGUUCAAUAGAACAGAUCAGUCAUACCAUUUUCUACUAUAUUCCUUAUUCCAUGACUGUGACUGCAAGAUGACACGAUUCUUUUAAAGAUGGCACAGAUAUUAUAUUCGGUACUGAAAGUGCUUGCAUAGUCAUAACAAAUAUGGCCCUGUCUAUUUGCUCUUCAUCCUCCGCACACCCCCACACCCCCAACCACAGACCAUGGAUAAUCUCCAGCAAUAUGGACACCCAUAGCACAAACCGGUCUAGUACUCCUGAUCCGGAGAGGAAAUAAACCAUGCAGUCAGGAAUAGAGCUCCAUAAGUACUUGCCUUCCUCUCAGUGAUAGCUUAACUUUUGCUUUGCAUAUGGGUAGGUAGAAUCAUGCUUAGAACACCUAGGACCUAUAAAAUAUUAUGAGGGAGAGUUGUUUUUAACACCCACUGAUGGCUGAAGCUGUUACCUAAUGAUUAUGUAGAAGAGGCCAGCAAAUAGGACAUUUUGGGUAAAUAUAGUACUGGUCGUUAUACUAUAUGUGCGGGAAAUAAAUUGCUGGACCAAAAAAAAACAGGACGAUAAAUGAAAUGG